Molecule: messenger RNA, 2843 nt
Organism: Centruroides sculpturatus (bark scorpion)
Lineage: Eukaryota; Metazoa; Arthropoda; Arachnida; Scorpiones; Buthidae
Product: proline-rich extensin-like protein EPR1
Exons: 8
Coding region: 124-2541 (805 amino acids)
Biological process (GO): innate immune response; regulation of Toll signaling pathway; central nervous system formation
Cellular component (GO): extracellular region
Molecular function (GO): growth factor activity; Toll binding
Source: RefSeq, a predicted model, not a curated record
UCAGUUUUAACAUAGAUUAACAACAUUCAAACACAACAGUUGCAUCCGAGGCAGGACGGAACCAGAUUUGCCAGAAGUGCUUUAGAUGAGCUCGUAAUUAAUCUGCUGGAGUGAACAGUGAGGAUGAAGGACCAUAUAUUUAUAAUUCUGGUUGGAUUAACAAUAUGGUCGAAAGAAGUAUGUGGAGAUCACCAUCACCAUAAUACUCAACUGGGUGAUUGGUGGAAAGAAUGGUGGAGGGAAUACAUUAAAGAUGUAACUGAUCCGACAGUUGUGCCUGUUAAAUGUCCAAUAUGUCCUACUUUUGUUCCUCCUACUAGACCCCCUACCAGACCUCCAACGCCACCAACGAGACCUCCCACUAGACCUCCAACAAGACCCCCAACAAGACCGCCUACAAGGCCACCUACAAGGCCUCCAACAAGACCACCUACAAGGCCUCCAACAAGACCACCUACUAGGCCGCCUACAAGGCCUCCAACAAGACCACCUACUAGGCCGCCUACAAGACCUCCAACAAGACCACCUACUAGGCCGCCUACAAGACCUCCAACAAGACCACCUACUAGGCCGCCUACAAGACCUCCAACAAGACCGCCUACAAGGCCACCUACAAGACCUCCAACAAUACCGCCUACUAGGCCACCUACAAGACCUCCAACAAGACCUCCAACAAGACCUACUAGGCCUCCAACAAGACCACCUACAAGACCACCUACAAGGCCACCAACAAUACCACCUACAAGGCCACCUACAAGACCUCCAACAAGACCGCCUACUAGGCCACCCACAAGACCUCCAACAAGACCACCUACAAGACCUCCAACAAGGCCUCCAACAAGACCGCCUACUAGGCCACCUACAAGACCUCCAACAAGACCGCCUACUAGGCCACCUACAAGACCGCCAACAAGACCACCAACGAGACCACCAACAAGGCCUCCAACAAGACCACCUACAAAACCGCCUACUAGGCCACCUACUAGACCACCUACUAGGCCACCUACUAGGCCACCUACAAGACCUCCAACAAGGCCACCAACAAGACCUCCAACUAGACCACCCACAUUCCCUCCAACAAGGCCACCUACAAGACCUCCAACUAGGCCACCUACAAGACCUCCAACAAGGCCACCUACAAGACCUCCAACUAGGCCACCCACAUUCCCUCCAACAAGGCCACCUACAAGACCUCCAACUAGGCCACCCACAUUCCCUCCAACAAGGCCACCUACAAGACCUCCAACUAGGCCACCCACAUUCCCUCCAACAAGGCCACCUACAAGACCUCCAACUAGGCCACCCACAUUCCCUCCAACAAGGCCACCUACAAGACCUCCAACUAGGCCACCCACAUUCCCUCCAACAAGGCCACCUACAAGACCUCCAACUAGGCCACCCACAUUCCCUCCAACAAGGCCACCUACAAGACCUCCAACUAGGCCACCCACAUUCCCUCCAACAAGGCCACCUACAAGACCUCCAACUAGGCCACCCACAUUCCCUCCAACAAGGCCACCUACAAGACCUCCAACUAGGCCACCCACAUUCCCUCCAACAAGGCCACCUACAAGACCUCCAACUAGGCCACCCACAUUCCCUCCAACAAGGCCACCUACAAGACCUCCAACUAGGCCACCCACAUUCCCUCCAACAAGGCCACCUACAAGACCUCCAACUAGGCCACCCACAUUCCCUCCAACAAGGCCACCUACAAGACCUCCAACUAGGCCACCCACAUUCCCUCCAACAAGGCCACCUACAAGACCUCCAACUAGGCCACCCACAUUCCCUCCAACAAGGCCACCUACAAGACCUCCAACUAGGCCACCCACAUUCCCUCCAACAAGGCCACCUACAAGACCUCCAACUAGACCACCCACAUUCCCUCCAACUAGACCACCUACAAGACCUCCAACUAGACCACCCACUUUACCACCAACCAGGCCACCACCUGUAACAGACGAAGAUUGCCCAACUCCCGGACCUCCUCAAAAAAUUCAAAGACCAGACAGGCCUAGACCGGAUGGAUCUAUGCCUCCUUGUGCAAUUACUGGAAAGAAUUUCUGUAUUUUAACAGAUGAUUAUCCUGAAGAUUUUGUAAACAAAGUGGUUAAUCAUAGCAUCACAACAAUGAAAGUCAUGUACGAAGAAUUGCAAACCGUUGGAGAUCCUAAAUUAUUCGAAAGUCAUUUUGGAGAUAGUCCUGCAGCGAAAGGUAAUUUUGCCUGCGAAACUGAAGCAUCCACAAUGAGACCAGGAUGGGCACAAAAUGCAUUAAAUGGUGACUGGUUACUUGUUAUCAAUACUGACAUUUUCCCACAGAAAGUUAGAACAGAACGUUGCAAAAGACCGAAUGAACCUUGUGAUUUCAUUGCAUCACACUACGAAUCAACGUGUCAGCAACGUUUCAGCUUACAUCGUUUGAUUGCAGUUCAUCCUCAUGAUCCCAAUAGAAGUCCCAUUGUGGCACUCUUCAAAUUCCCUGCUGGAUGUGCCUGUAGAGUCGAUCCAGUUCGCAAAAAUUUUAUUAGAAGAUAGAAAAUGAUUUUCUUGUUUAUGAAAAGAUUGCAAGUGAUGUUCUGGAUGGAAGAAAAUUGUUCUCUUGGUGCUAAAGACAUUCUUUUCUAAUCAUUAAUUUUUAGAAAUUCUUCCAUUUUGAUUAAUUGUAAUAUACCAUAUUUUAAUUUUAUAAUCCUGUCUAAAUUAGAGGAACUAUAUUGGGUCUUUAUAUACUACUUUAUAUGGACUGACCUCUUGUAAAAUAUUCAAAGGGAUCAAGGAUUACAUAGUUGAAACUUUGUAUUCUUCAUUAAUAAAGAAAGACUUUUAAAAAUGCAAUU